GACAUGACAUGAGCUCCAAAACAAAACAACUGACUGAAUACAAAAUAUAAAACCGCUGCGUGCGAGCGAAUUGGAUAUUUCUUUUUGUUUUUAUUUGAAUGUAAAUAGUGUCUGUGUGCACUUAAGAAUUUAGCAAAUUUUAUUUUUGUUGCAAUUAAAUUGUACAAAUUAUAUCUAUCGGUGUGACUUAAUUGCAAGUAUAAACAUGAACGAAGAGGAGCUUGCUAAUUGUCAGUUCGUGCCAUUCAGUACUAUGGAAAAAGUAAUGACAAUUCUAGACAAACCUUAUAAGGAGCAAGAUUAUCGUUUCUGCAAAAGAGAUUUAUACAAAGUACAAUCUGAAAAGGUUAAUCCGGGAAUGGGGAAAGGUACUUCUGAAUUGAAGUGUAGGUACCAGUUGGCUUUGUCUCGUGCUAUUUACUCACACGAUUGGGAUAAACUUUUGUACUUGCUGAAGAAGUCGCCUAUAUUUCAUCAUUUCUCGCACACAUCAAGAUAUGUUUUGGAUCGACUGAAUGUUUAUAUUAGGGCCAUGAUAAUUCUCUUCAUGUUCCACCCUGAGGCCAAGAGCAAGCAACUGCUCCAUGAGUACCUCCACAUGGUGUGCACCUGCCGUACAGAACAGGAGAAGCGGGCUUUGAUGCGAGUCAUACUGACUCUGCCUGAGAAACUUCACUUUAUGAGAGCUCCUCCACUCAGGAAAUUGAAUAAUGAUUAUGAUUGAACCAUUUGAUCUUUUACUCAGCCCAUAUUUCUAAAAUAAUAUGAGAGACAGUUAAACAGCACGAAGGAAGUCAUUGGAUGUGGUGCCACAGUUGAUGACAACAACUAUGCAAAUGAUUAGCACAUAUUGGUUGAGACUUCUGUCAUGUCCAGACCAGUCUAGUACAUACUAAGUUAUUACAUGUAAAAAUCUUCUGCUGGAUAAAAAAUUGUUCCUAAUAAAUUUAUAAGUAUGU
Molecule: messenger RNA, 959 nt
Organism: Plodia interpunctella (Indianmeal moth)
Lineage: Eukaryota; Metazoa; Arthropoda; Insecta; Lepidoptera; Pyralidae
Exons: 3
Coding region: 206-724 (172 amino acids)
Source: RefSeq, a predicted model, not a curated record